UUUAUAAAUAGUACCUGCUUUGCGACCCACCCAGCACUAACCAGCUCUUGCCGGUGACUCAAACUUUUCGAAAAAACUCUAAAAAUGCAGACCAAAGAUUAUUUUCAAACAAUCAUUACAUUUCUUUCUAUAGUGCUAGUUUUAUUGAACAAAAACAGAUGCGAGGCGAAUGAAAUUGAGCUGCCAAAACAGUUUGUGGCCAGCAGUUCGCACACCAACAAUUGGGCGGUGCUGGUGGAUACAUCCCGUUUCUGGUUCAACUAUCGGCAUAUUGCCAACGUACUGUCGGUGUACCGUUCGGUAAAACGGUUGGGCAUUCCGGACAGCCAGAUACUACUGAUGAUUGCCGACGACAUGGCGUGCAAUCCGCGGAAUCCCCGUCCCGCCACGGUGUUCAACAACGCCAACCAGCACAUCAACGUAUACGGAGCGGACGUGGAGGUGGACUAUCGAGGCUACGAGGUGACGGUGGAGAAUUUCGUCCGUUUGCUUACCGGGCGGAACGAAAACGGAACAGCUCGCUCGAAGCGGCUGCUCUCGGAUGCUGGCAGCAACGUACUGAUCUACCUGACCGGUCACGGAGGCGAUGGUUUCUUGAAGUUUCAAGACUCGGAGGAGAUUACUAACCAGGAGCUGGCAGAUGCUAUCGAGCAAAUGUGGCAAAAGCAGCGCUACAAUGAGCUGUUCUUCAUGAUCGACACCUGCCAGGCGGCUUCCAUGUACGAAAAGUUCUAUUCGCCGAACAUCUUAGCCGUGGCGAGCAGCUUGGUGGGAGAGGAUUCCCUUUCGCACCAUGUGGAUCCGGCCAUUGGGGUUUACAUCAUUGAUCGGUACACGUACUACGCACUGGAGUUCCUGGAGAAGGUGGAAGUCAACAGCAAGAAAACCAUGGGAGAGUUUCUCUCAGUGUGUCCCAAACGAGUAUGCAUAUCGACGGUGGGAGUUCGGAAGGACCUGUAUCCCAAGGACCCCUACAAAGUACCCAUCACCGAUUUCUUUGGAUCCAUACGACCCACGGAAAUCACUACAGGGGUGGUGAAUGUCACUCUGUCCACCAUUCCGGAAGAUCAUUUUGAAAAGAAACCGAUCAGCAAACCAAAUCCAGCUUUGUUCUACGAUCAAUUUCCAUCUGAGCUGUUUGCGUAAGACGUCCGUCACUCUAGUCGCAGUAUUUUGAAGGUAAGGCUGACUGAUAAUGCGAAUAAAUAUUGAACACAGUA
Messenger RNA from Aedes albopictus (Asian tiger mosquito), 1220 nucleotides. It is a transcript of the gene PIG-K, whose product is annotated as putative GPI-anchor transamidase. Gene Ontology annotation, molecular function: GPI-anchor transamidase activity. The record is from RefSeq and is a predicted model, not a curated record. Lineage: Eukaryota; Metazoa; Arthropoda; Insecta; Diptera; Culicidae. Gene Ontology annotation, biological process: attachment of GPI anchor to protein; proteolysis. Bases 85 to 1146 code for a protein of 353 amino acids. Gene Ontology annotation, cellular component: GPI-anchor transamidase complex. The transcript has 4 exons.